AUGCCCAGCCUUGCGCAUACGAGCCCAACGGUUGGGAUCGACUCCCCAGACUCUAUGCCUCCUACACCCAUGCCCUUGCCUGCCAACGCGCCACCUCUACAACAAGUCCAAGCAAGAAUCCGAUUGGUAGUUCAAACACUGACCGAGCUGGGAGUAUGUUCGAUGGACGUUCAGCCCGCUAGUGCAAAUCCAGAGCUUCCCGGGGCUGGUCGGAGCAAGAGUGUGCGUGUCCUCUUCCGAGCGAUCACGUUUCGAACGAGAGAAUUGGAGAAACUGUCGUCCAAGUUGGAUAUGAAUGUUCCGUUGGACGUCUUCAGGGAUAUUGACCAGAACAAAAACCCGAAUAAUAUUACCAAGAACUUGAUUGACGAUACUGCAGCCGAGAACCAGUGGAUAAAUGGACGACUGCACGCUAUCGAAAGCUACCGAGACAUGCUGGGCGAAGCCUUGCGCGAGCAUUUCCCGGCAUUACAGCCUCAUUUACCUCCGCCUCCGGGAACAAAUGGGAAACUGGAUGCCGUUGUUGAGGAAGAGGAAGGCAUGAUUAUGGAUUCGUGA
Messenger RNA from Rhizoctonia solani, 558 nucleotides. RefSeq names its product transcription factor subunit Med10 of mediator complex protein. Gene Ontology annotation, cellular component: mediator complex. Gene Ontology annotation, molecular function: transcription coregulator activity. The transcript is spliced from 4 exons. Gene Ontology annotation, biological process: regulation of transcription by RNA polymerase II. The coding region runs from base 1 to 558 and encodes 185 amino acids. The record is from RefSeq and is a predicted model, not a curated record. Lineage: Eukaryota; Fungi; Basidiomycota; Agaricomycetes; Cantharellales; Ceratobasidiaceae.